Molecule: messenger RNA, 1051 nt
Organism: Neurospora tetraspora
Lineage: Eukaryota; Fungi; Ascomycota; Sordariomycetes; Sordariales; Sordariaceae
Product: Spc24 subunit of Ndc80-domain-containing protein
Exons: 2
Coding region: 232-867 (211 amino acids)
Biological process (GO): chromosome segregation
Cellular component (GO): Ndc80 complex
Molecular function (GO): microtubule binding
Source: RefSeq, a predicted model, not a curated record
GCGGCUCGUCGCCCCGAGUGAUGGGUCCAUUGUUUGGUUUGGGACUCGACAAUUGCGACGCAACAACAAACCAUUCGCGACUUUGAGUUUAAGAACAAACAAGUCUCUACAACAACCAUCAGCACAUCUACGGCCGCAAAACCCUUCAGACCGACUCAAUUUCGGAAACCAACAAUUACACAACACGAACAAAACAAAACCCCAAACGAGAACCAGACAAAAACCGCCAAAAUGCUUCUCGAAGAAGACCCCUCCACACUAAUCGCCCACACAACCCAAAACUUCAACAUAACCCCUGACCGGCACGCCGUCUCGCGCGUCGCCGAAUCGCUCUCCACCCUCCAACAAGCGCGCGACCUACGCCUGCGCGAAUCCGAAACCAACCUGAAGAAACUCGCGCGCACCCUCAACACCCUACAAUCCCAGCACCAAGAAGUUACCUCCUCGCACAGUUCCGCCGAACACGCCUCUUUGAUUUCGCGCCUAGACACCCAGAAAUUCCGCGUAGCAAAGAAUGUGUCAGACCUCGAAAUGGAAACGGAACGGUUGCAGACGCAGUUGGCGGAGUUACAGGCGAGACUGCAGGAGUUGGAGUUGCAGGGGGUUGAUGGGGAUGCUGCUGCCACAUCAACAGGAGAAAAUGGGAGUGGGAAUGGGGGGCAGGUCCGGAGCGUAGAGGAUGAAGUGUUGUUAAGGUUGAAGGUGUAUAGGAGUUUGGGGAUCGAGAUUGAGAGGGAGGAGCAAGAUGGGGAGUUUACGAGGGCGGUGGUGAGGAAUGAUAGGCGGGGGGAUGUGUGCGUGGUUAAUGUGGACCGGCAUCGGUUUUCAAGGUUUUUUUAUGCGAAUUAUUUUUGGCAGACGCUGUAGGGGUGUUGCUGGGGGUAAUGAGGGGGCUUUGGAUGGCAAGCAAUGGAAUGAUGGGUUAGGUUGCGGUUACGGAUGGUUAUGAAAGGGUAUGAUGCAUGGAUGGAAUUGGCGUCUGGAGGAGUUUGGGCGGGAAUAAUACCAUGUUGAAUUAUUGUUGUUUGGAAACAUUAUCAGAUUUCUUAGU